AUGGAACUCCUGGAUGGUAGCAUUAUCGCGCAACAGUGCAUGAGAUAUGGAGAAGCUGUUGGGUCGGAGACAAAACACAGCUUAUUAACAAUGAUACGUUAUGUUGCAGAAGAGCUUGAGGAUCUUAAAGUUCUUGGUAACGCUGGAUUCGGAAUAGUUUAUAAAGCGCGCGUCAUAAAACCUUGGAUAUUACAGCCGCAAUUAAAUGUUUCGCCUAGAAAGAAGAGGAUGAAGACUAUUACAAAGAAUUUGUUAAAGAGACGUGUAUGCCUGAAGCUUAAAGUGGCAUGCGGGUGGUAUGCUCUCGUAGUCUCAAUGCUAAGUUUUAUUAACGACGGUCUAGCUUCAAACCCACUUGAUUCUUAG
Messenger RNA from Paraglomus brasilianum, 366 nucleotides. The record is from the annotation of a GenBank genome assembly. Lineage: Eukaryota; Fungi; Glomeromycota; Glomeromycetes; Paraglomerales; Paraglomeraceae.